Chrysoperla carnea is the source of this 522-nucleotide messenger RNA. RefSeq names its product CDC42 small effector protein homolog (gene Spec2). Gene Ontology annotation, biological process: regulation of Rho protein signal transduction. The transcript is spliced from 3 exons. The record is from RefSeq and is a predicted model, not a curated record. Gene Ontology annotation, cellular component: plasma membrane. NCBI's taxonomy places the organism in Eukaryota, Metazoa, Arthropoda, Insecta, Neuroptera, Chrysopidae. The coding region runs from base 34 to 279 and encodes 81 amino acids. Gene Ontology annotation, molecular function: small GTPase binding.
ACGGAAAUAUUAAAGAUAAUUUCUUCGGCAACCAUGUCUGCAGCUGGUGAACUAUGGAUUCAAUGUUUUCCUUGUUGUAUUUCUCAACCACACACAAAAAGGCCACGCUUACGUAUUGAUCGGUCAAUGAUUGGUGCACCUUCAAACUUUCAACAUUUAAGUCAUGUUGGAAGUCGUGAUGUGGAAGUGUCGAAUGAUCAAUUAAUUGCAUUACAAAAUCAAAUGCAAAGUAAAGGUGGCUACGACGCUCGCUAUAGGUCCAAUAUUCAAGCACGUUAAAAUCUAAACGGGUGUAUAUACAAUUAUUAUUUAAAUAAGUUUUUUAAACCUCUUUUAAUAAGCAAUACAAAAUGAAUAUGAAAAUUCGCAUACUACAAUAUUUUCCUCUUAUAUCAAUUUAAUGUUUUAUAUAUACGAUUUUUUUACGGCGAGUUAAUUUUAAUUAUGACGUCGUGCAAUAGGUUCUCUAUUUUUAAUUGGUCCUAAAUAUAUUGAAAAUAGGGGUCCCAAUUUUUUUUACUU